AUGGAAGCAGUGGAUAAUGUGGAAAAACACACUAUAAGAGAGUCAUCUACUACCACGGAAUUAGAGUCUACUCCCAAAAUACCAGCUGAAGAUGUUGUCGACUCUUCAGCAGCAACCAGUGGAGUAAAACGAAAGCGCCUACCGAACGACAGAGUUGGUAUGUUGAAAGAUGAGAUUCAGGAAAAUCCUCAUAAUCUUUCUGCUUGGUACGCAUUAGUUGAGGAGUACGGUUCGAAAGGAAAGCAUGAGGAACUUCGAGAAACAUAUGAACAAAUGUUACGUCCAUUUCCUUAUGUUCCUCGCGUGUGGGUGGAUUACAUAAAUGCUGAACUUGCUUUCAACGAUUUUAGAGCUGUUGAAGUCUUGUUUAGUCGUUGUUUGGUGAAAGUUCUAUCCGUAGAUCUGUGGACACUCUAUUUAAGUUAUGUUCGACGUAUCAAUCCUGAAGGUGAAGGUCAAUCACGUUCAACAAUUACUCAGGCCUACGAAUUUUCCAUCAAUACAAUUGGAAUGGACUUACAGAGUGGUCCGAUUUGGUCAGACUUUAUUGAUUUUCUUCGUUCUGGACCUGCAGCCUCGACGUGGGAGCAACAACAAAAAUUAGACGCUGUUCGUCGUACUUAUCAACGUGCAGUCUCUACUCCUAUUUACAACAUUGAAAAGCUGUGGAGGGAUUAUGAUGCAUUCGAAAAUAGCGUUAACCGGGCUACGGCUAGAAAGUUUGUAGCCGAGAAAUCUCCGGCAUAUAUGUCUGCUAGAGCUGCCAUGCGCGAGCUCUCUAAUAUGACUAACGGAUUACGGGUCCUGGAUUUUACUUUCGAACGAAAGCAUAAUAAUGCUGAGAAGACGGCCUAUGUUCGUUGGAUGAAAUGGAUUGAAUGGGAAAAGGGUGAUCCUUUAGAUUUGCUUCAUGGUACAACUUUACAAGGAAGAAUUGCUUAUGCUUACGAACAAGCCAUGCUUUAUAUUCCUCUUUGUCCUCAAGUUUGGUUGGAUGCUUUCUCUUACUUUUUAAAUAUCCCAGAUGAGCAACGUGCCUUGCAGGUAAUGAAGCGCGGUAUGCGUUAUUGCCCCUCAAGCUUUGUGCUACAUGUCCGUUAUGCAGAACAUGAAGAAGCAAAUGGUCGCACUUCCGACAUCCGUGUAACUUACGAGUCUUUGGUUGCUGCCUUGUCCAGAGAAAUUAUCCUAGUGGAAAAACAAUCGGUAUCUGACAACUUUCAGGGCUCGGAAAAAAAACAAGAAGGAAAUAAACCGACUGGUAUCUUACUCAAAUUGGAAAAGCGUAAGAAAAAAUUGGUAACAGAAUAUAGUCUUGCAUGGUGUUGUUUAAUGAAUGCUGUUCGUAGGACAGAAGGAAUCAAAUCUGCAAGAUCUGUGUUUACAAAAGCAAGGAAAGCACCACACCAAUCUCAUGAAAUUUACAUUGCAAGUGCUUUGAUGGAACAUCAUUGUUCCAAGGAUAGCACAAUCGCUUCAAAGAUAUUUGAACUCGGUUUAAGACACUUUAGUGAUCUACCAGACUAUGUAUAUAAAUAUUUAUGUUACCUGAUUUCUAUCAACGAUGAAACCAAUGCUCGUGCACUUUUUGAAAAAGCUAUUUCAAAGAUGAAUGCUAUUGAAGCGAAGCCUAUUUAUCAAAGAUGGCUUGAUUAUGAGAGUAGGUAUGGCGAUUUGAACGCUGCUAUUAGCUUAAGUCAAAGGAUGGCACUAGUGUAUCCUCAGGAGUCUACUCAAAGUAUAUUCUUAUCACGUUAUGGUUUGGAAGAAGAACGCGAAGAAGAUGAAUUCGAUGCAGAUAUAUAUGAACUCCGGCCUACAACUGAUUCUAUUUCUCAGAAUAAGGAUGAUGAUGCUGCUUCUGAAACCUCAGAUUCUUCAAAAAGUAACGUAGAGAUGGAAGAUACUCGGUUGUUGCCUGCUUCAUUAGAGACUGGAGCUGCUCAUCCUCCUCCUAUUUCUGCACAAGUUCCUGCGGCACUUGUACCGUUACCCCCUAUUGUUACAGAACUACUAGACGAGUUACCAGCUGCUCAGACUAUUACUGAAGCCCCCAUUCAUCCUGCUAAACUAAUGGAUUAUGUUGUCAAAUCCGAUAUUCCCUUCAUUCGUCUUAGGAAUGCAAACACGCAUUUAAAAAAAGCACGUUACAAUUGA
Messenger RNA from Schizosaccharomyces osmophilus, 2157 nucleotides. RefSeq names its product mRNA cleavage and polyadenylation specificity factor complex subunit Rna14 (gene rna14). Gene Ontology annotation, cellular component: nucleus. Gene Ontology annotation, biological process: mRNA 3'-end processing. The record is from RefSeq and is a predicted model, not a curated record. Bases 1 to 2157 code for a protein of 718 amino acids. Gene Ontology annotation, molecular function: protein binding; mRNA binding. The transcript has 2 exons. Lineage: Eukaryota; Fungi; Ascomycota; Schizosaccharomycetes; Schizosaccharomycetales; Schizosaccharomycetaceae.